AAACGUUUUGACCGUCCAUCCCACUGGCAGGUCUGCGGCUGUGAGGCUAAACAACGACACUAUUGUACAACCAGAGAGGCUGCUGCUGCUGCGGAGCCCCACUUCACUACUACUAACAAACCUCCUGCAGAAAGUGAGUCGAUUUUCAGAUGUAAAAUACUCAUCUGGGUGAUACUUUUUGUCUGUUUGGGAGUCGUUCUCACAAGAGCUGAAGUCUGCGGAGGCCCACUGCAGCUCCUGAAGUAACAAGUCCAAGUUUUUGUGGUGGAAUAUUAACUUUAAGUCGGCUUUAAGAGCAUAAAUGAUCGAGGGUUUGCAUUCGUGCCUUCAGAGAGCAAAGCGGAGUGGGACGGACUUGGAUGUCAGUCAGGAGUUCCCGAUGCGGCAGUAAAGAGCCAAAAUCUCACAAAUAAAGCAAUAUGAAUAAGAAACUAUGUGGGACCAAUUACCCAGCCAGCAUCUGCUUCAUAGUGGUGAAUGAGUUCUGUGAACGAUUCUCCUACUAUGGCAUGAAAGCGGUGCUGACGCUCUACUUCCUCACUUACCUGCACUGGGACAAGAACCUCUCCACUGCUAUCUACCAUGCCUUCAGCAGCCUCUGCUACUUCACACCCAUACUGGGAGCUCUCAUCGCUGACUCCUGGCUUGGAAAAUUCAAGACCAUCGUCUACCUGUCCAUUGUCUAUGUGAUCGGCCAUGUGGUCAAGUCGGUUGGAGCCAUUCCCACUGUGGGAAACAGCGAUGUGCACAUCGCUCUGUCCAUGGUAGGGCUGAUACUCAUAGCCUUCGGCACAGGAGGAAUCAAACCCUGCGUGGCAGCAUUUGGAGGAGACCAGUUUGACGAGGAGCAUGUCAGCGAGAGGCAGAAAUUCUUCUCCAUUUUCUACAUGUCAAUCAACGCUGGGAGCCUCUUGUCGACUGUGAUUACUCCCGUACUGAGAGGUGAUGUGCAGUGUUUCGGUGGUGACUGCUAUGCUCUGGCCUUCGGGGUUCCUGCAGCUCUGAUGAUCGUGGCUUUAGUUGUGUUCAUUGCGGGCAGCGGGCUAUACAAGAGGAAUCCUCCCCAGGGAAACAUCCUAUUGGAAGUCUGCAAUUGCAUUGGGUUUGCCAUCAAAAACCGCUGGAAUAGAUCGAAGUAUGACCCUCAGAGGAAGCACUGGUUGGACUGGGCUGAGGAGAAAUACUCGAAGCGCCUGAUCCAGGAGAUUAAGAUGGUGCUGCGGGUUUUGGUGCUUUACAUUCCGCUGCCAAUGUUCUGGGCUCUGUUUGAUCAGCAGGGUUCCCGCUGGACACUUCAAGCCACGAGGAUGAACAUGGCUUUUGGAGAUUCCUUCGUUAUUAAGCCUGACCAAAUGCAGAUGUUGAACGCUCUGCUGAUUCUUCUCUUUGUGCCCAUCUUUGACCUCAUCAUAUAUCCGCUUGUUGGUCUUUGCAGAAUCAACAUCACGCCUCUAAGGAAAAUGGCCACAGGGAUGAUUUUUGCAGCGCUGGCCUUUGGAGCGGCCACACUGGUGGAGGUGAACGUUGUGAAAACUGUGGUGGAUCCUGCACCUGCGGGAAAGUGUCUCCUGCAGGUCUUUAACCUGGCAAGAGGUAAUGUCAGUCUGAAGAUCCCCGGCAGCGACACGUUUCCAGAGCCGAGCCAAUACCUUCAGGACCCUCCUGAAUAUGAGAUGCUUCCACUGGGGGCAUCUGACAAGGAAAUGAAGAUACAAGUCACCCUCAAUGGAAAUACCUCAGAGUGUAACCACAUGUUUCACGAAAAGAAGGCCUACAGUCUCAUUUUACACUCCGAAACUACUGGAAUCCAGUGCAAACUUGUGAACGACUACAUAGAGAAAAAUGAAGAUGGAAAUCCUCUUCUGAGGUUCCUCAACACACAGCCUGAGGCAUUAAACCUAACUGUUGGAGAUGUGACUUUCCGCAUGCCCUCUGGUUACAGCAUGUCUCCUAACAAGACUGUGGAUCGGGGAGAAUACCCAGAUGUCAGCUGCAGCUUACAGUCAGAGAAGUGCUCUAAUCUUGACCUGGGCCUGCUGGACUUUGGAGCUUCCUAUACUGUCAUACUCAUGGAGGAAUCAGGGAAAUUUGUGGCUCACAAGAUGGAGGAUGUAAAAGCAAACAACGUGCACAUUGCCUGGCAGAUCCCCCAGUACGUCCUCAUAACUAUUGGAGAGGUUAUGUUCUCCAUCACAGGCCUGGAGUUCUCCUACUCACAGGCUCCAGCCAACAUGAAGUCAGUCCUGCAGGCCGGCUGGCUGCUCACCGUCGCAUUUGGGAAUGUGAUAGUGCUGAUUGUGGCAGAGGGGGCAGGACUGGAACAGUGGAAAGAGUUCCUGCUGUUUGCCUGCCUGCUGUUGGGCGUCUUCAUUAUCUUCUCCGUCAUGGCUUACUUCUACACCUACGUUGACCCUGAUCAGCUGGACAAGGUUUACCUGGAGCAUUCAGGGAAGGAGGACGACGAUGACCAUGAUGCCAUGAAGAAAAAAACUAAAGACAUACACCUGAAGAAAACGGGGAAGAGCACCAGAUUGUAGCCAUGCCACAUUACAUACACUAUCUUCUUUGCUGUAGCUGAUUUGAUUUGGCCACAAAAGUUGAAGUAUUGGACGAGUUAUGAGAAGGAACCCUGUUUUAUUUCAGUUCCUGUUUUAUGUUUUCAUUUCAAGGUACUUUAUUGUGAUAAUGAAGCACUGCGGUUUGAUCAUUGGAUCUUGUGGUAAGAAGUCCAGUAUUUGUUUGUCAUAUCAUUUAGUUUAUUCUGUGAAAUGUGAAACUGUGUAACACUCCAGUCACUUCAAAAUUUUUAACCAGAACACAAAAAAGUCGUUUCUGAAUGAGACUGAAUACAUAAAAUAGUGUUUAAAAGAGGCUAAAUACUGUGAUUUCCCACACCAUGAUCAAUAGUCUUAUUACAAAUGAAUGUAUAACAAAUAUUAUACGCUGUAUAUAUUUGUUGAAUAUUAACUCCACGUCAAAAUGUAAUAUUUUCUAUGAUGUAUAAUAACCAUAACCUCUACUGCCUUUGACAGAGCACGUUGGAGAAAUAGUUAAUUUUACAUUGUGUGCCUAUAACAAUGAUAUUAAAGGACCAUAGUAACUGGUGGUUUUGUAUGUUACAGGCCAUUAAUUUAAAAUUCAGUAGAUAACAUUACCAUUAAGCGUUUUUCAAAAGUGUUUUAGACUGUGAAGAGUGUCCUCUUCAGUCUAAAACCAUUUAUAUGUUUAAGUUUAAUGCAUCACAAUGAACAUUUGUUGCCUUUAUUUUUUGUGAGUUACCUUAUUAUUAAUUGGUAGGGCAGUUGCACGCAGGGCUUGGUAUAAAAACUCUGCUUGUUGAGUCGAUAUCUGAGAUUUAGGAGGUAGCAUUAAUCUUUCCGUGCAGGAAACAACCAAAUUCAUAUUAUUCUUUUCACAAAGUUUUCUUAUUGUCGGCCUUCUGGGUUUGAUUUUCUGAUAUCACAGCUCAGUGCCAAAUUUCAGAUGGGAACACAUCACAUCAUCAAGGAAAUCAGUAGCUACUUGCACUACAAUCAAGAAAGAAUCACUCAGAUCUUUUUAUGUGCUAAAACAUGCAAAACCAACAGUAUGGUCCUUUAAAGUCAUACGACUUGAUGGAUUUAUUUUUUUUUAUUCAGGGAAUGUGUAAAUGCUGCUCCCUAUAAAGCUCUGUAUAUAGACAGUUGUGAUGCUGAAACUUGUCUUUAUGCUGUUUGAAAUAUUAAAGAUUAAAAUGUG
Siniperca chuatsi (mandarin fish) is the source of this 3738-nucleotide messenger RNA. It is a transcript of the gene slc15a2, whose product is annotated as solute carrier family 15 member 2. Gene Ontology annotation, molecular function: dipeptide transmembrane transporter activity. NCBI's taxonomy places the organism in Eukaryota, Metazoa, Chordata, Actinopteri, Centrarchiformes, Sinipercidae. Gene Ontology annotation, cellular component: membrane. Bases 420 to 2537 code for a protein of 705 amino acids. The transcript has 22 exons. Gene Ontology annotation, biological process: transmembrane transport; oligopeptide transport. The record is from RefSeq and is a predicted model, not a curated record.